Messenger RNA from Symphalangus syndactylus (siamang), 9033 nucleotides. It is a transcript of the gene CHST10, whose product is annotated as carbohydrate sulfotransferase 10. Gene Ontology annotation, molecular function: sulfotransferase activity. The record is from RefSeq and is a predicted model, not a curated record. Gene Ontology annotation, cellular component: membrane. Gene Ontology annotation, biological process: proteoglycan biosynthetic process; carbohydrate biosynthetic process. Lineage: Eukaryota; Metazoa; Chordata; Mammalia; Primates; Hylobatidae.
GAAUGUGAGCUCAUUAGUUAUUUAAGCAUGCCAUUCAGUAUUGUUCCUGCCUUUUUUCUUGCCUGUGCAGAUUUUAAACUCUUGAUAAGGAGUAUGUAAAUGUGUGCUUAGAAACGUUUCCUUAAAUAUAAUAAUAGGAGCAUGCUCUGAGGCUGGGAUUAUGUGAGUUAGUACCUGCUGAGACCUGUGCUUGGUACAGAGUGAACCCCAUACAGGUGUUUACUGUGUAUUAUUAUUAUUGUUCAUGAAAACCUGUCGUAACUACAGGUGUAUUUCUCAUUGGACAGUUAAGAAUAUGUUUUCAUUCUCCUAAUUAAGGGUGGUUAAUCGUUCCAAGGCGAUAAAUUGUAAGGAUGACAACAGAGAAGACAAAGGAAAUUUCUGAAUGCAGAUUGAGAGAAACCUUUACUAUGAAUUUGAAAGUCUCAGUGACAUGCAAUAGAACUUUAUAGUAUAAAUUCAUAUGCCACACUUUGCGUUAUGAAGUUGUAAUGUAAUGAUUCUAUUGAUAGGGUAAUGCAUUGUAGUUCAGAACAUGCUCAGGGUUGAUGGUGAAAUGUCCCCGUUUCUGCAGCCCUGGUCUGUCUAGUUCUCAUCUCCCCUGUCAUCCUCCUGGGGUUACCAGUUCCUUGUACAUUACCAGAUUUGUGUGUGUGUGUGUGUGUUGUGUGUGUUGUGUGUGUGUGUGUGUUGUGUGUGUUGUGUGUGUGUUGUGUGUGUGUGUGUUGUGUGUGUGUGUGUGUCAAGUUUCCUUUAGAGUCUGGCUGUGUUUUAAAAGUUGAGCCCUGGACAUGUGAUCCCUGGUGUGUGUAUGAGGUGAGGUUGUCAGUAAAGGGCCAUUGACAGGCCUCCUCAUCUGACCCACCCCUGUCCCUGUUUGCCCACUCUGCAUGAGGAACACUGGCCUUCUUGCCACUUUUGGAAUUCUGGGACCCAGACCACAGUCUUUGCCCAGGAGUCUGCAUGGCUUGCUCCCACACUCUGUCCUGCCUUUUCUCAACAUCCUGCCCGUGUCCUUGUUUGUUAGCUGGUGCACCUGUCACCUGGCUUGAUCGUAUACAUUGAUCACUUGAUUUGUUUAUGGCCCGUCUAUGUCUGUUAGUAGGAAGCACUGUGAGAGCAGGGAAUGUGUGUUGCUAUAUCCCCAGGGCCUAGAACAGCCCUGGCUCAGAGGAGGACUUUGGUAAAUAUUGCCGAAUGAAAAAAUGUCUGCAAAAAGACUGGUUAAGCAGAAUUAAGUGGGCUCAUUUACCAUGGGACUUUUCAGAACCUUUAAUAAGUGAAUGCGCAUAUUAGAAGUGGGGCCUGGCAGGUGGGAGGCAAACUCAUCAGCAGAGUAAGAAAGGCACUGUGCUUCUGGAUGACACCUCAGACUUGGGGAAAAGCUGCUGGCAGGAAUGGUAUUGGCAGCUGAACAAAAUGAAUUUACAAGUUUCCUUUUCAAAAUGCAGGGGAGGAAGGAUUUGCAUCAAGAGAUGGUAAUAGUAACAUUUCCAUUGUUAGUAAUUACAAACAUGUACAAUGUGUGCUAUUUUUCUUUUAUUUAAGAUGGGGAAGGGGGUAGAUUAGGGCUUCUUGUAGAUUGUUUCUUCCCUGACCCUACUUUCCCCAUAAGGCCUUAAGUUCUUUGGCUGCCAGUUCAGCCUUGUGGGUUGAAUUGAGGAACCAAACCCUCUGAUUUGGUUUCAGAUCCUGACAUCUUGACUUGUGAAAAUCCCAUUUAAUGACUGGAAGUAGAAAAGCUCUGAAGAUGGAUAUGCAGAUUCUAGGGGUCAGGAGGCUCUGUUCAGGGCCUGCGCCAUGACCGAAGGGAGGGCGUGCAGGGGCUCAGGUUCCGCUCCCACCAUUAGCUCUAGAGGCACUCUGGGAGUUGUCUUGGCUCCUUGAACAAAGGGGAGUUAAUUACAGAAAAUGCCAGGCUUUUUAAAGGCCAUUUGUCCCCUAGCUGUAGGGAGAGCAGCAGCCCUUGGCAGAGUCCUGAGGAAGGACUCUUUAUGUCAGGCCCCAGUCCUCUUGUAGACAGAAAUAAUGAGCCUUGGUGGUGUCAUCCUCAGAUAGGAGGCAAACCCCAUGGUGAAAUUCUGUAUUCAAGGAAACAAUGCAGAGAAUGGGGCAGACUUAGAGGAGCUGGGGAGAAGUGAAUUUGGAAUGCCUCUCUUUAAAAAAAAAAAAAAGGGACAGAGUUUUGUGUUGUUUUCCAAAGUCAGACAAAGCCUAAUUCUACAGAGUCUAGUUAACCGUAGGUGGGAGGGCUGGAAAGGAGAGUGAGAUGAAGGCAGUGAUGGAAGGUCUUAGAUUCUAAUUAAACCUCUUUUAGCUGUGUAUUUGGAACACUUGUAAUUCAGAGCAUCAAUAGACUCUCGUUGACUAGAUGCUUUUUUGCUGCCAAUUUUCCUUCUUAAGAUGGAAGGAGGUGGUGGGAGAAUGGCAUUUAUGCCAGAAUGCCUAGAGUCUGCAUUUUAACAAGAUCCCCUAGGGGAUUCAUGUAGGCAUUAAAAUUUAAGAAGGGGUGAGGUCCUGGACCAGCAAUUCUCAGUCCCAGCUGCUCAUCAGAGUCACGAACAGAGCUUUUAAAAAAUGCCUGGGUACUGCCUCCAGAGAUUUGUGUUGUCUUGGCUGGGGUAUUCUUGGGGCACUGUGUUUCUUGGAAGUUUCCCAGGUGUCCAGCCAGGGCUGUGAUCCACCACCCCAGACAUAAAGCCAGACACCUUCAGGUAGAUGUCUAGAUUCAGAAGGCACAUAAUCCCGAAGCAAAUGACACCGCGCUUAGCUGGGCACACCACUCUUUAGGAUUCAUCAAAACCCACCACACCAGAUAAUGUGGAUCCUCCUAGCUCAUCUGCUGGCUUCUAGAGCCACAGCCAGAGAUGAUGGGAUGUGGAGCACCCCACCGGGGUUGCUUAUACCCAGUUAGAGUUCUCCCUCCUCCAUGAAUGAAAAUGGCCUUGAGACUGGGCAGUGGCUGAGUGGACAUUUGCUUUUUGCACCUUUGACUCUGCUGCUGAAGAAACUGUUUCAAAAUUUAAAUCAGGUCAUGACAUCACCACCCCUCUUCUCAUGUAAAACUCUCUUCAGGGGCUCCCAUUGCUUGCAAGGAAAAGCCCAUAAUAGCUCUGGAAGGCCCCAUGUUGUCUGGCCUGCAUCUGCCUCAGCCUGUGCCCCAGAACUCCAGCAACAUGGGCCUGUCUUUAGUUACUCAGGGGCCCGUUCCCUUGGCCUGGAACCCUGCCCUUCACCCUAGGUAACUGUGCUGGCCCAGACCACUCUGCCCAAGGCACAUCCCCUUGUAUUUUCUCCCCACAGCACCAUGUGCCUCUCACACUAUCAAGUACCACUCCUCAGAUAGAUUCUUUCCUUCGUGUGGGCCUGUUAGAUGACAAGCUCUGUAAGGACAAGAACUGUGUGUGUUUGGUUAGGGACUCAGGAUCAUAUCCUUGGCAGCUGUUUUACUGGAUGAAUACACUGGAUAAUGAAUAAUGAGCUUGAAGUCAUUAUUUUUAGGUUAUUUUGUCCUUAAACUUGUAUGCACAUACACACCUACUCAUGUUUGAGCGCUGUAUUUUGUUAACUGUAGAGAUAUUGGACCUGAGGGAAGUGGGUAUUUUGAGAGAGGACCAGGCUGUAGUCUUACUGGUUCUGAUUGGCUCAUGUAGGAUGUGACUUGUAGAACAAGUCCCAGUUUUCUAAAUUUUUAACUAGGCCGGGUGUGGUGGCUCACGCCUAUAAUCCCAGCACUUUGAGAGGCCAAGGCGGGUGGGUCAUUUGAGGUCAGGAGUUCAAGACCAGCCUGGCCAACAUGGUGAAGCCCCAUCUCUACUAAAAAUACAAAAAUUUUCCGGGUGUGGCGUGCCUGUAAUCACAGCCACUCAGGAGGCUGAGGCAGGAGAAUCACUUGAAUCCAGGAGGUGGAGGAUGCAGUGAGCCAAGAUCGAACCACUGCACUCCAGCCGGGGCGACAGAGAGACACCCUGCCUCAAAAAAAAAAAAAAAAGAAAAGAAAAAAUGCUUAUUGCAAAUAUUUCAAAUAUGAAUUGUAUAAAGUACAAAAAGACCUCUUACUGUCCUCUCAUGAUUUUAUUGUAUGUAUUACAUAUAUGUGUGUAUGUUUGUAUAUGUGUGUAAUCAUAUAUAUUUCACACAUACAUGAUUUUUUUAACAAAUGAGAUCAUACAUUCCAUCCUGCAACUUGUCUUUUUUGUUUACUGGUAUAUCUUGACACUUUGGAUAUGGAUCUACGUCAUUGGCUUGCCUUUCAUCAUAGAGUUUUAUUUAAAAUGAAAAUGUUUUUGGACUUUGGCAUGAUUUCCUAAUCCCCCCCCAUCAAUGUGUUUUAAGUAGUAAGUGUAUUUGAAUGCAGAUACAUACUGUGGCUUAGAUCAUUUUGUUUUCAGAUAAUACUGAAGUCCUUAUAGCAUUUGGUUGUUUUCUAGUCUCAGUUAAUGGAUAUUAAACAUAGAACUGCUCUGUGGAGACUAGAGAAAUAUUUUGAGGUUGAAAGGGGGCCUCAUUCUUGAAAAAGCCUGGAGACCCUCAGGGAGAGGGUUGGGCAGGCUGCCUCCUGAAGUACCUUUCCACGUUCCUGAGUUCUAGUAAGUUGCUCAGUUGACACAGUCAUUCAGCAAAUAGUGAUUGUUGGCUCGUGGUACGCCAGGCACUGUGCUGGUCCCUGCUGUCCUGACCAGCAUGAGCCCACAUUCUGCAAGGAGAGCAAACGGCACACAGCGAGAGCAUCUGGGCUGUGCUAGGUGCAGUGGAGGAAGUGGAGCAAGGUCAGGUGGUGCAGAGCGGUGCUGGGGGUACCACCUAGGUGGUGAUGAGGUAGAGCUGACUCUUCCUCUGCUCCCCAUGGGAAAGGGAGCAGGCCCUGCUCACCCCGAGUGUACAACAAGCCCAGUGGCUGGGAGCAGCUCCUCAGAGAGCUCCCUCCUGGACUCUGCAGUGACUGCCCACAGGCUCUGUGGGCUGCAAGGGGCGCUACAGCCAGAUAUGGGCAUGCUGGCAAGCAGCUGUGCUUGAAAUGCUGAUAGGGGCCUGGGGUGUAAUGCUCUUCUCAAGAGAGUGGUUUUGGCAGGGCUAGGGUUUUGCCCCUGAAGCUUUGCAAAUCCAUAUCCCCCACUGGAGUCUCCACGUGUCCUGGUACCAUCCUGGGGACAAGAAGCAGGGAAUAAGCAGGGGAAGGAGGUGGGAACCCUGCAGUCCAUCCUUCUCCUGUCCUAAUGGAGUGGCCAGGGAAGGGACUCUCUGUAUAUCUUAGUUUAGUAAGAGUUUGCAGAAGUCAAGUUAAAAAUGGAUUUUUUGGGCCGGGCGCAGUGGCUCACGCUUGUAAUCCCAGCACUUUGGGAGGCUGAGGCGGGCGGAUCACGAGGUCAGGAGAUCGAGACCACGGUGAAACCCCGUCUCUACUAAAAAUACAAAAAAAAAUUAGCUGGGCGUGGUGGCGGGCGCCUGUAGUCCCAGCUACUCGGAGAGGCUGAGGCAGGAGAAUGGCGUGAACCCGGGAGGCGGAGCUUGCAGUGAGCCGAGAUUGCUCCACUGCACUCCAGCCUGGGCGACAGAGCGAGACUCUGACUCAAAAAAAAAAAAAAAAAAAAAAAAGAUUUUUUGAAAAUGAAAUAACCAUCUGAAAGAACACAUUGGAUGAUACAUUGUCAGUUGCAUGAUUGUUGAGACAGUCCUCUGACUGAUGGGUGUGCAGGUAGCUGUUUGUUCUCGUGGAUGAAAAAUGGGAGCCCGAAGAGCUCUUCAGUGACACACCCACAGCCACCUAGCUGGGGAGAGGGUGAGUAUAGACCAGUCCCUGACCCCCUGCCCGGGUGAAAGACUAGCUACGGAGAUGGUGAGUGCAGACCAGUCCCUGACCCCCUGCGCGGGUGAAAGACUAGCCACGGAGAUGGUGAGUGCAGACCAGUCCCUGACCCCAGGCCAGGUGAAAGAAGCUAAGAGCUCCUGACUUUAAAUGAAAAUCCAAUACUUAUGAAGGCACAUAUGGCUUCAGGAUAGUGCGCCUCUGUUUUCACCUCGCGUAGAUGGAGAAAUCCUAUCCCUAGGCCACCUGGCUUCCUGGAGAGCAGAAGAGGUGCUCCUCAUUUUCAGGCAACCCUAUUGGUGACCCCAGGAAACACACGAAGCCUUAUACACGGGCACCUGAGGGUGGCCUGCGACCCAUUCGGAGAAAACCCAGGCAGCUUGGCAGGUGUUGAACUCCCCACUGCAGGCUGUAUUCAGGUGUGGCCGGAUAACCACGUGGUGUGUGUGUCAUGGAUCCUAUUUGCAUUCCAGAUGCCUGGUUCCUGUGAGAUUCUAGGAUGUAAAUGUUGAGACAAGGAGAGUGAUUUACCUGGGUCUUCAUGGAGCUCUGACCCACCCAGGGUUAGGAGGCUCUCUCUGAAAUUAUUUGCCGUCAGCACCGUGUUGAGGGGACCACUUCUCCCUGCCAUGCAGAAGUGAUGAAUGGCCUCAGUCAGUUGGUGGAAGCCAGCUCAGCCCAGGGUCGUGUCUGUACGUGGAGAGCUUUGGCUUGAAGAAGCACUGUGUUAAAGGAAGAGUCAGUGAAUGGCUGCAGUGUGACAACAUGCACCACCAGUGGCUUCUGCUGGCCGCAUGCUUUUGGGUGAUUUUCAUGUUCAUGGUGGCUAGCAAGUUCAUCACGUUGACCUUUAAAGACCCAGAUGUGUACAGUGCCAAACAGGAGUUUCUGUUCCUGACAACCAUGCCAGAAGUGAGGAAGUUGCCAGAAGAGAAGCACAUUCCUGAGGAACUGAAGCCAACUGGGAAGGAGCUUCCAGACAGCCGGCUCGUUCAGCCCCUGGUCUACAUGGAGCGCCUGGAACUCAUCAGAAACGUCUGCAGGGAUGAUGCCCUGAAGAAUCUCUCGCACACUCCUGUCACCAAGUUUGUCCUGGACCGAAUAUUUGUCUGUGACAAGCACAAGAUUCUUUUCUGCCAGACUCCCAAAGUGGGCAACACCCAGUGGAAGAAAGUGCUGAUUGUUCUAAAUGGAGCCUUUCCUUCCAUUGAGGAGAUCCCCGAAAACGUGGUGCACGACCACGAGAAGAACGGCCUUCCUCGGCUUUCUUCCUUCAGUGAUGCAGAAAUUCAGAAGCGAUUGAAAACAUACUUCAAGUUUUUUAUUGUAAGAGAUCCCUUCGAAAGACUUAUUUCUGCAUUUAAGGAUAAAUUUGUUCACAAUCCCCGGUUUGAGCCUUGGUACAGGCAUGAGAUUGCUCCUGGCAUCAUCAGAAAAUACAGGAGGAACCGGACGGAGACCCGGGGGAUCCAGUUUGAAGAUUUUGUGCGCUACCUGGGCGAUCCGAACCACAGAUGGCUAGACCUUCAGUUUGGGGAUCACAUCAUUCACUGGGUGACGUAUGUAGAGCUCUGUGCUCCCUGCGAGAUAAUGUACAGUGUGAUUGGACACCAUGAGACCCUGGAGGACGAUGCCCCGUACAUCUUAAAAGAGGCUGGCAUUGACCACCUGGUGUCAUACCCGACCAUCCCUCCGGGCAUUACCGUGUAUAACAGAACCAAGGUGGAGCACUAUUUCCUGGGCAUUAGCAAACGAGACAUCCGACGCCUGUAUGCACGUUUCGAAGGGGACUUUAAGCUCUUUGGGUACCAGAAACCAGACUUUUUGCUAAACUAAUACAUAGGACCUAUGAAUUCAAAUAUCUUUAUUAGACCCGGGGCUAACCAGGUAGAGAUCUGAGCCCAGAAAUGACCCUUCCUCCACCACACCCCUCCUUUUAGGAUGCCCGGGGUCUCCCACGGGCCUGUGAGUUGCCUCGGCAUAUGACGCAGGACCCCGACUGUUACAACUUAGUUUGGAUGUAAGAUGCUCUGAGGACCCUGCCCACACCCCUGCCAUUGUCAUUAGGAUGUUGCUGGCCUUUGCUCACCUCAGAGGGGAGAAAAGACUAAAGAUUUGCAGUUUGACAGCCCAGCAGGGAGGAAGCAUCACACAGCAUUAGGAGCCAUUUCUCUCAGGUGUCAAGGAAGGGGAUGCCCCUGAGGUUCUCCUGGCUAGUCGGGGUAGCUUCACCCAUCACUGGUGGGUUGCAGGAACAGUACCCAGCACUCUGAGGAGGGACAGAGAAGCAAGGGGACUGCUGAAAUCGCAGAGGCUUUUGCAGCAUCAGAUCUGAGGAGUAAAACGGCACCUCUGGCCUUCAUCUUGGUGCUGCUACAAUUGUGAAGGCAAAGCAUUCUUUCUGUGACUGUUUUGUUCCUGUAGACAGUCAGCGAUGGCCAGAGGGUGGUGUGGUGUCCAGGGAUCCAUCUUUCCAGAAUCCAUGCCUGUGUAAUGCUGGUCCAUGCUUCUGAACCUGUGUCUGCCAAGCGCCUAUUUCAUUCGCCAUAAGAGAUAACGAUUUUAGAAGGUAAGGGGAGGGGAGGCUUUUUCUACCUGAGAAGGGGAAUGUCUUUGGGGGCCUUAAAAGGAACAUGGCCCAGGAAUGGGAAGGCUAGUUGGGCUUGGAGCUCAGGCUGCUGUGGAUUCGGCACAUCAGUUCUGACUUGCCUUACCUGGGUGGACAGCAGUGAGUCUCCACCUGUCUCCGCCAGGGAGCUCCCACAUUGGGGCUGAAGACGAGCAGGGGCAACAUGUCAGCAUCAUAGAAUUCAGUGUAGUUUACACAUUUCGAUUCCUUUCAUCUCAGCAAAAUGGGCACCACCAGAGCCAUUUCUGAUCACACCACCAUCCUGGACCAUGUGACUGGAAGGUGGGUAACCAAGUUCACCAGCAAUAAAACCCAGGGCCCAGGUAGCCUCCAGCAGCGCAGCUUCCUGGCAGCGAGGUAGGCCCUGGUGCAGGGCAAGCCUCAGCAACCAUUUCAGAUAAUACCGUCCACAGCCAGGGCCGCUGAGAUCUGGGACAGAUUCCUGGGAUGAGUGCCAGCCUGACCCUGCAUGGUGCCGCCGAGCCCAGGAUAGAGGAGGGAGCCAGGCUUUGCUUCAAGGCGGCCUCUACCUUUUCUCAGAAUGGUUUCCUGAUUGUGUCAAUGUGAAAGUAAAAUAAAAUUUAUGUGCCAAACCUGA